AACCUUCUUCUCGACGACCAUUAGCUCAUCACAUCUUCACCUUCCCUUCUCGAUCUCAUGUUUGAAAUAUCCCAGUACCUACUUAUAUCUUUAUACACAAGCAAUAGCUUUGCUAACUUUCAACCACCGAUCCAUAUAAUAAAACCCGUGCCAAUUCCCAUAACUUUCAGACACCCCAUUCUUAAUGACCUUAUAGCUGCUCCCUCUUUAAUUGGAAGUGAUAAGAAAUAUCACAUGUUCUGUAAUGAGCCAUCCCAUAGCUACUGCAACUUCCUUUGAACAGUUUUGUUAGGCCGAGGACCACCUUCAUAUGUCAUUCUUCACAGUGGAGAAAGGUCGUCACAAAUUUCCAACUGCUUAUUAGUGAACUCCACGUACCAUCAUGCAAAGUCCAGCAGAGAAAAAACCAGGCGUCUACACCUACGUGAGUCAAUGGCCAAUCUACUCCUUGGCUUGGUCAGUUCGCCAAGACAAGCCUUCACGCCUCGCCAUAGGAAGCUUCAUCGAAGAGUACAGCAACAAGGUCGAACUAGUCCAAUUCAACCCGUCCACCUCCGACUUCACCACUGAUAAUCGCCUCAUUUUCGACCACCCUUAUGCCCCCACAAACAUCAUGUUCUUCCCUUCCGGGGCGGCCACCAAUCCAGACCUCAUAGCCACCUCCGGUGACUACUUACGCAUUUGGGAGAUCCAUGACGACCGAAUUGAGCUCAGGUCCCUGCUCAAUGGGAACAUGAGCAGCGAGUUCAACUCGGCCAUAACAUCAUUUGAUUGGGCCGAGUUUGACACUCGACGUGUGGCAACAUCAAGUGUCGACACAACCUGUACGAUUUGGGACAUUGAAAGGGAGGCCGUGGACACCCAACUCGUAGCUCAUGACAAAGAAGUGUAUGACAUUUCUUGGGGUGGAUUCAAUGUAUUUGCUUCUGCUUCUGGGGAUGGCACUGUUCGGAUAUUUGACCUAAGAGACAAAGAGAGGUCGACCAUAGUAUACGAGAACCCUGCUCAAGAUGGGUCAUUGUUAAGGCUAGAAUGGAACAAACAAGACCCAAGGUUCAUAGCCACGGUUGGAAUGGACAGCAACAGGGUGGUGAUAUUGGACAUUAGGUUUCCCACAGCACCAUUGAUGGAGCUCAAAAAGCAUGGAGCUAGUGUGAAUGCCAUUUCUUGGUCGCCACGCAUGGGGCACCAGCUAUGUUCUGUGAGUGAUGAUUCAAGGGCUAUGAUAUGGGAGGUGGUGAGAUCCGGAUUUGGAUCCGAUGGGGCGGACAUGGAGCCGGAGAUGUGGUAUGGAGUGACGGCUCAGAUUAAUCAAGUGCGGUGGUCACCUGUGGAGUUGGAUUGGGUUGCCAUUGCUUUCUUGAACAAGUUGCAGCUAUUGAAGGUUUAGAAUAAUUGUAUGGUAAAGGUUUGAUGGCAAUUCCAAGUUACGUGGUAACAGUAGCUAGAGUUGUGUAAUUACUAAUGGAAAUGAAAUGGUGACUAAUUUGACUAUGAGCAAGUUCACAUGUUGGAUCACUGAA
Rosa chinensis is the source of this 1523-nucleotide messenger RNA. Its product is annotated as WD repeat-containing protein LWD1. Gene Ontology annotation, molecular function: protein binding. Bases 383 to 1390 code for a protein of 335 amino acids. Gene Ontology annotation, cellular component: nucleus. Lineage: Eukaryota; Viridiplantae; Streptophyta; Magnoliopsida; Rosales; Rosaceae. The record is from RefSeq and is a predicted model, not a curated record. The transcript has 4 exons.